UGUUUUUAAAAUAUUUAACUUUCACACAUUAAAGUCCAAUACAGCUAAUGAAAGACACAGAUCUUGUGAAUCCAGCCAACAUGUCCGAUUUUUAAAAUGUUUUACAGGGAAGACACAAUAUGUAAAGAUGUACAUCUAUUACCUAAAAACACAUUAGCAUAAUCCACCAUCUUUUAUUUGUCCACCAACACCAGUAGCUAUCACCAAUUCGGCUAAACUAAGAUAUUUAUAGCCCCUAACCAAGAAAAAAACUCAUCAGAUGACAGUCUGAUAACAUAUUUAUGGUAUGGGAUAGGUUUUGUUAGAAAAAAGUGCAUAUUUCAGGUAGAUGGCAUAGGUUACAAUUGCACCCACCGUCACAAAUGGAAUUGAAAAACUACAUUGAGCAACGUGUUUACCUACUUACUAAUCAUCAAACAUUUCGUAAAAAUACACAGCAUACACUAAUCGAAAGACACAGAUCCUGUGAAUACAGACAAUAUUUCAGAUUUUCUAAGUGUUUUACAGCGAAAACACAAUAAAUCGUUAUAUUAGCAUAGCACAUAGCACAUAGCAGCCCAGCAUUGAUUCUAGCCAAAGAGAGCGAUAAAAGUCAACAUCGCCAAAAUAUAUUAAUUUUUUCACUAACCUUCUCAGAAUUCUUCAGAUGACACUCCUGUAACAUCAUAUUACACAAUCCAUAUAGAGUUUGAUCGAAAAUGUUUAUAUUUAGCCACCAAAAUCAUGGUUAGACAAUGUGAAAUGUAGCCAAGCUGGUGAGAAAAUGUCCGUGCGCCACUUAGACAGUGAUCUACUCUUAUACAUAAAUACUCAUAAACGUGACUAAAAAAUAUAGGGUGGACAGGGAUUGAUAGACAAUUUAAUUCUUAAUACAAUCGCGGAAUUACAUUUUUUAAUUUAUCCUUACUUUUCAAUACAGUUUGCGCCAACCAAUGCUACGUCAAAAAACAUGGCAUCCUAAGCCACUAACAUUUUUCGACAGAAACACGAUUUAUCAUAAUAAAAAUGUCCUACUUUGAGCUGUUCUUCCAUCAGUAUCUUGGGCAAAGGAUCCUUUCUUGGGAGUAAUCGUCUUUUGGUGGAAAGCUGUCCUCUUGCCAUGUGGAAAUGCCAACUGCGUUCGGGAUGAACUGGAGGCGUGCCCAGCAAUUCACAGCGUUUCAGAAAUAAAUGUCCCAAAAUCGCACUAAACGGAUAUAAAUUGCUAUAAAACGCUUUAAAUUAACUACCUUAUGAUGUUUUUAACUCCCAUAACGAGUAGAAACAUGACCCGAGUAAUAUUACUCCCUCCACUAAUGCUUGGAACAGGUGCGGGGCGGUGUCCUCUAGGCGCAUGACGCAGCAAGAAAAGAGUGACUAGCCUCAGGGUUUUUUAAAUUGUAGUGCCUGUGAACGCGCAAUCGACCCCAUUCAAAUCGUCAUCACGUAAAGGCAUCCAGGGGAAGACGUAAGCAGUGUCCGUAUACUCAUAGCAAUAACAGUGCCCUUUUAACUGACUCCAGAUCAGGGGCCAAAAUUUCUGAAAUCUGACUCCAUGUCAGGGAAAUUGCUGUAGAAUGGGCUCUGUUCCACUUAGAGACAAAAUUUCAACUCCUAUAGAAACUAUAGACUGUUUUCUAUCCAAUAAUAAUAAUAAUAUGCAUAUUGUACGAUCAAGGAUUUUGUGGGAAGCCGUUUCAAAAAUUACACGAUUAGCAUAAAUAGUCACAACAGCGCCCCCAUCCUCAACAGGUUAACAGACUUAAUUCAAUUAACAGAAUUUCUUCCCUUUUUAAUGGGUUUGAGCCAAUCAUUUGUGUUGUGACAAGGUAGGGGUAUACAGAAGAUCGCCCUAUUUGGUAAAAGACCAAGUCCAUAUUAUUGCAAGAACAGCUCAAAUAAGCAAAUAGAAACGACAGUCCAUCAUUACUUUAAGAUUUGAAGGUCAGUCAAAAUCGGAAAAUGUCAAGAACUUUUAAAGUUUCUUCAAGUGCAGUCGCAAAAAACAUCAAGCGCUAUGAUGAAACUGGCUCUCAUGAGGACCUCCACAGGAAUGGAAGACCCAGAGUUACCUCUGAUGCAGAGGAUCAGUUCAUUAGAGUUACCAGCCUCAGCAAUUGCAGCCCAAAGAAAUGCUUCAAAAAGUUCAAGUAAUUUAUGUAGUUCUGUCCUUGAGCUGUUCUUGUCUAUUGACAUUCUGUAUUAUGUUUCAUGUUUUGUGUGGUCCCCAGGAAGAUCAGCUGCUGCUUUGCAACAGCUAAUGGGGAUCCUAAUAAAAUACCAAAUUCCAAAUACCAAACAGACACAUCUCAACAUCCACGGUUCAGGGGAAACUGUGUGAAUCAGGCCUUCAUGGUCGAAUUGCUGCAAAGAAACCACUACAAAAGGACACCAAUAAUAAGAAGAGACUUGCUUAGGCCAAGAAACACGAGCAAUGGACAUUAGACCGGUGGAAAUCUGUCCAUUGGUCUGGAGUCCAAAUGGGAAUAUCUUUGUGAGAUGCGGUAUGGAGGAACGGAUGUGUAUUUCCCACCGUAAAGCAUGGAGGAGGAGGUGUUAUGGAGUAGGUGUGCUUUGCUGGUGACACUGUCUGUGAUUUAUUUAGAAUUCAAGGCACACUUAACCAGCAUGGCUACCACAGCAUUCUGCAGCGAUGCGCCAUCACAUCUGGUUUGGGCUCAGUGGGACUAUCAUUUGUUUUUCAACAGGACAAUGACCCAACACCACUCCAGGCUGUGUAAGGGCUAUUCUACCAAGAAUUAGAGUGACGGAGUGCUGCAUCAGAUGACCUGGUCUCCACAAUCCCCUGACCUCAACCAAAUUGCGAUGGUUUGGAAUGAGUCGGACUGCAGAGUGAAGGAAAAGCAGGCAACAAGUGCUCAGCAUAUGUGGGAACUCCUUCAAGACUGUUGGAAAAGCAUUCCAGGUGAAGUUGGUUGAGAGAAUGCCAAGUUUGUUCAAAGCUGUCAUCAAGGCAAAGGGUGGUUAAUUGAAUAAUCUCAAAAAUAAAAUAUAUUUAGAUUUGUUUAACACUUUUUGGGUUACUACAUGAUUCCAUAUGCGUUAUUUCAUAGUUUUGAUGUCUUCACAAAGCCCUUGAAUGAUUAAGUGUUCUAAAACUUUUGACAUUGUCAUCAAACGUUUGUUUUCAUAUUGGUUUCUAGGCCAAGAUUAUCUUUAUUAUCAAUACUGACUCGGGAGCCUACCACUGAAAAGGAUGGACCAGAUCCAUAUAAUUAAAUACAUGGCUCUGGGAGAGACUAUCUAUCCACCAUGGGGUGUUACGUAAGCAAUACUAUUGAAAUGUGCAGUGUAUCUGCACAAACUUGUUCUGUAUGACUCAAUCACAUCCGAUAUGACAUUUCUUAAAGCAACAGCAACCCAAUAGUGAAUAGCAUAGGUGAAAUCCACUUUUCUGAACACUUGAGUACCUGACUGUUUCUGCGUGCAGCAACUUUAUGUCAUUGCAUUGGCAAUAGAACGACAAGUUGCCAUGACUGGCAUGUGCUCUACAUACUUCCUCUUGGAGUCUUUUUGCUGCUGUCAGUGAGGCCUGUGUGUGGAGGGAGGGAAUGAGGCAGUUUUGUCAGUGAGGCCUGUGCGUGGAGGGAGGGAAUGAGGCAGUUUUGUCAGUGAGUCACUGAACAUUGCAUGAUAAAAAAGAAAGAAUUCUUUCAAAAGAAGGAGAAUACCACACCUCUCUAGAGUUCCUGUCUGUUCUCUGCUGUCUCUGGUCAGUUCUUCAUCUCCAUGGCAUUCUCUGGGACGUAUGAGCUUGAAAGUCAAGAGAAUUACGAUGAGUUUCUGGAGGCAAUUGGGUUUUCCAAUGCCAAGACUGACUUCAAAGUGAUAACAGAAGUGCUUCAGGAGGGGGAUGAUUUUACCUGGUCACAGAUUAUUCCCAACUGGACCUUGACUAACAAGUUCACCCUCGGAAAGGAGUGUGAGCUAGAGAGCAUGCUACGAUCCAAGUUCGUGACCACCGUCACCAUGGAAGGAGGCAAGAUAAUUAUUCCGUUCCCCCAGUAUCAUUUCACUGCUGAGAUCAGUGGGGACAAGCUGAUCAUGCUCUGUACAACCUCCGGGGAGAAGGGUGUGACCAUGAAGAGAAUCAACAAGAGGAUCUGACAUCAAAAAUGUAACGUGUUGAGGCAGAGCUCUUGUGUGUGUGCUGUUACUGGUAGCCUUGUCCCCGCUACCUCGUAAACUACCCGCAUGUUACUGUUUCACCUCCAGAAACAUCUGGAUGACUCCUACCGGCUGGAUCACCCUUCCAGUACAUUUCCAGCAACGGUCCCCUGUCCAUCUUUAAUUUAAAAAGAGAUAUACCAAACAAUCUAUGCAACUUCCUGCUAUUCAAUGUUUGAAGUGUGUCAAUGGAAUCCAUGAACUACCUUCACGUGAAUAAAGUAAUGUCUUAUUUCUUUGUACCAGCUGAUAAUGUAAGAUAAAAGUAAAAUGAACAUGCAAGAGAACACCAGACUUAUUGCAAAGGCAGCUUUCUUUGUUAUAGAAUCAUCCUGAGCGCCGCUGUUGCAGUAGAGUAACAGUUGCAGUCUGUCUCCCCCUACUGCUUAUUAGGAAACAGUGCAGAUGUGUUUCUAGCUCAAUAAGGCUUAGUGAAGAGACAGGCAGCAUUGGGCCCUCUUGGGGUUUCUCUUCAAUGGAUGUGGAGCCGUUCACUCCGCGGGCUUGGAGAUCUGGAGGGCCAGACAGAAUGCCGAUCUACGCCAUCUCAUUAAAGCAUUUGGGGAAUCAUAACAUAACUAACCUCACUGCCUUCCUCAGCCAUGUUCUUAGAUAACCCUUGUAAACGAUAGAGGUUAUAUCAUCAUAUAGGUCCAUUUUCUACAUCUGGUUUAGAUUUGUAUUUUAUUUCUUACUAGAGUCCUAUUGUCAUAUCAUCUUUGGUGCAUUGUGAUUAUUAUUAUAUACUGACAAACACACAUCUACUGAGGAAUACAAUAAUGACAACACAUCUUCUCUCUCUGUACUACGAGGUAACACCUUUGAGAUCUAACAUCUUCGUUGAACGUACAGUUUUUUUUGCAUUGUAUAAUUCCGAUACAUCACGAGGUGGUUCUUACCAAGUAACUCCGUGAACUUAUCGACAUUUCCCUGGCUCUCCAUCUCAUAGGUCCCGCUGAAGGCCAUGGCCGUGCUGCGGUGUGGAGCGAUGAGAAGAAGACGAUGACGGCGAGGUGCUCAGAGCAGACAAGCUACUAGGAGUGCCACUCUGCUUCCUUAAAUACACCACCACCAACCCCCUGUUGACAGUCGCCCCAGUUCCCUUCCCUCCCAUGAUCACACACCCUGCCUUCAGUUCCUACAACGCAAAUAUGUAUUAAAAUUGAUAUUAAAAUUGAUAAGCCUGUACGAUCUUAUUCAAAGUGAUUUUAUAGUCCUCACUGUGGGAUUUUGAAUCUCUAUUUCAAACCUUCAUGCUGGCCUCCUGAGUGGUGCAGUGGUCUAAGGCACUGCGUCGCAGUGCUAGCUGUGCCACUAGAGAUUCUGGGUUCGAGUCCAGGCUCUGUCGCGACUGGGAGACCACUGGGGCGCACAGCGGCGUGAGGGUUUGGCUGGCAGGGAUGUCCUUGUCCCAUUGCGCACUAACGACUCCUGUGAUGGGCUGGGCGCAGUGCAUGAUGACAUGGUCUCCAGGUGCACUGUGUUUCCUCCGGCACAUUGGUGCAGCUGGCUUCCGUGUUAAGACGGCAUUGUGUCAAGAAGCAGUGCGGCUUGGUUGCAGUGUGUCACAGGAUGCACAGCUAAUCUGCUAGUCACUGGCAGUUAGAUGAUGAAUCCAAUCCAGAUUUUUGCAAACAAAGCAGAGCACAUUUCUCAGACAGUCACCCAGAACAGCACCUCUCUCUACAGAGAAACACACCUCUCUCUACAGAGAACAGCACCUCUCUCUACAGUGAACACCACCUCUCUCUACAGAGAACACCACCUCUCUCUACAGAGAAACGCACCUCUCUCUACAGAGAACACCACCUUUCUCUACAGAGAACAGCACCUCUCUCUACAGAGAACACCACCUCUCUCUACAGAGAACAGCACCUCUCUCUACAGAGAACACCACCUCUCUCUACAGUGAACACCACCUCUCUCUACAGAGAACACCACCUCUCUCUACAGAGAACACCACCUCUCUCUACAGUGAACACCACCUCUCUCUACAGAGAACACCACCUCUCUCUACAGAAAACACCACCUCUCUCUACAGAGAACAGCACCUCUCUCUACAGAGAACAGCACCUCUCUCUACAGAGAAAAGCACCUCUCUCUACAGAGAACAGCACCUCUCUCUACAGAGAAUAGCACCUCUCUCUACAGAGAACACCACCUCUCUCUACAGAGAACAGCAUCUCUCUCUACAGAGAACAGCACCUCUCUCUACAGAGAACAGCACCUCUCUCUACAGAGAAAAGCACCUCUCUCUACAGAGAACAGCAACUCUCUCUACAGAGAAAAGCACCUCUCUCGAAAGAGAAAAGCACCUCUCUCGAAAGAGAACACCACCUCUCUCGAAAGAGAACACCACCUCUCUCUACAGAGAACACCACCUCUCUCUACAGAGAACAGCAACUCUCUCUACAGAGAAAAGCACCUCUCUCUACAGAGAAAAGCACCUCUCUCGAAAGAGAACACCACCUCUCUCGAAAGAGAACACCACCUCUCUCUACAGAGAACAGCACCUCUCUCUACAGAGAAACACACUUCUCUCUACAGAGAAACAGCACCUCUCUCUACAGAGAACACCAUCUCUUUCUACAGAGAACACCCCCUCUCUCUACAGAGAACAGCACCUCUCUCUACAGAGAACACGCCCUCUCUCUACAGAGAACACCACCUCUCUCUACAGAGAACAGCACCUCUCUCUACAGAGAAACGCACCUCUCUCUACAGAGAAACGCACCUCUCUCUACAGAGAAAUGCACCUCUCUCUACAGAGAACAGCACCUCUCUCUACAGAGAACAGCAACUCUCUCUGCAGAGAACACCACCUACCUCUACAGAGAACACCACGUCUCUCUACAGAGAACACCACCUCUCUCUACAGAGAACAGCCCACUCUCUACAGAGAACAGCACCUCUCUCUACAGAGAAAAGCGCCUCUCUCUACAGAAAAAAGCACCUCUCUCUACAGAGAACACCACCUCUCUCUACAGAGAACAGCACCUCUCUCCUCAGAGAACACCACCUCUCUCUACAGAGAACAGCACCUCUCUCCUCAGAGAACACCACCUCUCUCUAUAGAGAAUACCACCUCUCUCUACAGAAAACACCACCUCUCUCCUCAGAGAAAAGCACCUCCUCUCUCUCUACAGAGAACACCACCUCUCUCUACAGAGAACACCACCUCUCUCCUCAGAGAACACCACCUCUCUCCACAGAGAACACCAGCUCUCUCUAAAGCCCUCUACUCUUUUCUCCCCUCAUGUCAUUCAGUGGCAGAUAUGAGAUGAAGAUCUAGAAGAACCAAGUGGUGUUGCUCAAGCACUUUGGGAUUGUACGUGAUGAUGCAGUAAAGACAGACAUCAAGGCGGUGACAGAUAGUCCAGCAUGGAAAUUACUUUGUCUGGACCAAGUUCCUUCCCUCUAGGGCCUGGACCCUGUCUGUUCGCUUAUCCUUCUCAUGCGCACCACAACCCCUGGAAAGAAUGGUGUGACCAUGAAGAAAAUCAGUAUGAGGUUCUAGAAAUGACCACUGUUCCACCACCCCAGAAGAUACUUCUGGCUAGAGAGGUCUAUAAUGUAUCCUUAUAGCCACUAGAGGGAGACAGCCUGACACUGUUCCUUUACUACUGCAACAGCUGAGAUCAUUUACUUUGCUGGAAUUUUCACAAGAAUGUGAUACAUUUUCACAUCUCUUAAGCACAAAAAUCGUAACAGAUCAUCAAAAUGGCUCAUGUUUCAGAACUCUACGCAUAUUUUUAUUUGACUGAGUACAACAAACAAAUUCACAGUCACUUGUUCCCUGCACCAAAUCACUCUUUCAAUUUGGAUACAUGUUCAAUCUAUGUAUCUCCUCUUCAAAAUGCAAUAUUCACUUCAAAUUUUGCUAUGAUUUUCUUGUCAUUUGUUAACAAUACAAUAAACUAUAAUUUAAUGAAACUGCUCAAAACUGAUAACUACAGAAACAAAAUGAUGUAGUUUCUGGAUAAUAUAUAUUUUUUUCAGAACUGCUGAAUUCUCUAAAUGCCUAUAUUUCUACCUCAAAUGUAUCAAUUUUACAUCUACCGUAUAAGGAUAAUGAAACUGUUAGACUGAAAUAUUUGUCAACAUGCUCACAACCUGCCAUUGGAUACAAUAUUUACAAAAAAUGGUGGUAUAGUUAUAGUCAAAUGUUAUAGUCAAAUACUGUAUGGAAAAUGAUAUUUACAAUCUACUAUUCUUUCUAUUCAGCACUUCAAAUACAACAGUUUUGAAAUGUGUAUCUUGUAUUUUUUGCUAUUGAAUUAAAUGGUAGUUAAAAUGGAA
This is a messenger RNA of Salvelinus fontinalis (brook trout), 8466 nucleotides long. Its product is annotated as gastrotropin-like. Gene Ontology annotation, cellular component: nucleus; cytosol. NCBI's taxonomy places the organism in Eukaryota, Metazoa, Chordata, Actinopteri, Salmoniformes, Salmonidae. Bases 3730 to 4107 code for a protein of 125 amino acids. The transcript has 5 exons. Gene Ontology annotation, biological process: fatty acid transport. The record is from RefSeq and is a predicted model, not a curated record. Gene Ontology annotation, molecular function: fatty acid binding.